Molecule: messenger RNA, 473 nt
Organism: Bipolaris maydis ATCC 48331
Lineage: Eukaryota; Fungi; Ascomycota; Dothideomycetes; Pleosporales; Pleosporaceae
Source: RefSeq, a predicted model, not a curated record
CCUCGUCGAGUUUGGUGAAGUCAGCAUCUAACAUGACAGCAACAGCUUCUAUGCAGCCCUAUGCCUUUGAUCGCCAACAAAGCCUGCUGCAGCUUGACUGCAGCGCUGACUUGCGUCACUAUUCUCGCAAUCUCGGCCCCGGCGUCCAGGAGCGCAUCUUCCAAACCACGAGCGACGCACUAAGAACUCAGCUCGAUGAACACCGCGACUUUCUACUCAAACACCAGAGACAACAGCAACAACAGCAGCCGCAUCUGGCUCCUGUUCCCGUUCCGAGCGGUCCUGCGCCAGCCCUCGCCCAACCGUACACACAUGCUCGGCCUUACGCCCAACCGCCGCAUCCCCCUUCGGUAUCUUCGGUUGUACCGGCCGCAAUAGCAACGCGGAGUCCGACAAAAACGGUACCAGGGGACAUCAAUACGUACCCGCUCGCUCUACGUGAGGCAUUGUACUCGCAGAAAUCUGCGUCACAA